Molecule: messenger RNA, 795 nt
Organism: Drosophila elegans
Lineage: Eukaryota; Metazoa; Arthropoda; Insecta; Diptera; Drosophilidae
Product: lipopolysaccharide-induced tumor necrosis factor-alpha factor homolog
Exons: 1
Coding region: 290-625 (111 amino acids)
Molecular function (GO): zinc ion binding
Source: RefSeq, a predicted model, not a curated record
CUCGAAAAAACUCAGCAAAGCACACCCACACAAUUAGUUUGUUUCAAUCUGUGGAAUACGAAGGUUUGCGAGUCCCAGUGAACAUAAUAAACUUUGAGAUUUAUGUUUAUAACCAAAAAUUUUGUACUUUUCGUAAUAUUACUUACAAAUUUAAAUUCUUGUUUUUUGUAAUUCCAAUAUGUAAAUUUCGGAAAGAUUUGUGAUGAGAGUUAAACAACAGCAAGAGCCAUCUGCAUACAAAAUCUAAUAAAAAAGCGCCUUCCCCUACAACUUUUGAGAUAAGGGCAUAAUGGAUAAAGGGCCCCCACCCUCGUAUCAGGAGGCAAUAGGCUGGGGACCGAAUAUAUCGGCGAAUGAAAGUACCAGAGCAGUGACCACUGAGGAGACGCUGGGCCGCACUUCGACGCACAUGCUCUGUCCAUCGUGCCAUGCCGAGAUCUUGACGACCAUCAUCACCCGGGCCGGAGUGUUUACCUACGUGGCCUCGUUCUUCAUUUGCCUGUUCACCUUCGGACUGGGCUGCUGCCUGUACCCUUUCUGCAUCGAUGACUGCAAGGUGGUACACCACUACUGCCCCAACUGCAUGGAGUCUCUGGGUCAGUCGGCAGAUUUGGAUCUGGACUAGUCAAUGAGUUCACCAUAACCGACAUUCGUCGUCUAUUAUUUUUGUCGUAGUGAUUAUAAUAUAUAUGAAGCCACAAAUAAGUUUCGAUUUUUAGCCUGAUUUCUGUUACAUUGUCACUUGGAAAUGCCAUUAAAUAAAAUAUGUCUACAUAUUAAAGAAAAGUUGCUGAU